UUCAUAAGCACAUAUUAGAUGGGAAGAAAUUCUGACCCAAGAGAAAAUUAUGAUUUUUGGAUAAAAGAAAGGGAGACCAAUAAGACUUCAAACACCAAGUCUCCAAAUUUCUGAAAGGAGAAGGAAAUGGGAAAUGAGUAUUCUUCUUCUGGUUUCAGUGUUGUUCAAUAUAUCAGCACAAGCACCCCAUCUGUGCUUUGAGGUGAAUAAUUGCUGCUUCCUGGAAGUAUAAUUUCAUAUUCAUUCAAGACUGACAGCCAAAUGACAGGUUACUUCUGAAGACACACUGAGUAAAAUGGAUGAAGGCAAUCACACUGUGGUGUCAGAAUUUAUACUCUGGGGACUUUCCAGCUCACAGAGGAUUGAAGUCUUACUCUUCAUGGUGUUUUCAAUGCUUUAUCUUCUCAUUGUUUCUGGAAAUAUUGUCAUUCUGGUUUUAAUCACCACUGACCCCCAUCUGCAUUCUCCCAUGUACUUCUUGUUGGCCAACCUGUCCUUUAUUGAUAUGUGGCUUUCCUCAGUCACUACUCCUAAGAUGAUCACAGACUUUCUCAGAGAAAACAAGACCAUUUCCUUUGCAGGAUGCAUGUCCCAGGUCUUCUUUGCCCAUUUGGCUGUAACUUGCUUUAUUCUGUUGCUUAUUUCCUACACAUAUAUUCUUAUCACUGUAUGUCAGAGCUCUAAAGCUGGUGCAUCUAAGGCAAUGAANACAUGCACUGCCCACAUUACAGUGGUGCUGAUCUUUUUUGUGCCCUGCAUCUUCAUCUAUGUGUGGCCUCUCAAUAUCACUUGGUUGGAUAAAUUUCUUGCUGUAUUUUACUCUGUUUUUACACCUCUCCUAAAUCCAGCCAUUUAUACUCUGAGAAAUAAAGAGAUGAAAAAUGCCAUGAAAAGAUUUGUAAGUAACUACCUUAGUCACAAAGGAAAUUUAUAA
Mus caroli (Ryukyu mouse) is the source of this 934-nucleotide messenger RNA. The record is from RefSeq and is a predicted model, not a curated record. Lineage: Eukaryota; Metazoa; Chordata; Mammalia; Rodentia; Muridae.